CCAAUCUGCCAAUGGUCGCCACAGUUGUUAGUUGAUGGAUCGAUCGAUUGAUUGAAUGACUUAGUUAACAACGCGCGCACACACACACACACACACACACACACACACACACACACACACACACACACACAGAGAGAGAGAGAGAGAGAGAGAGAGAGAGAGAGAGAGANAGAGAGAGAGAGAGAGAGAGAGAGAGAGAGAGAGAGAGAGAGAGAGAGAGAGAGAGAGAGAGAGAGAGAGAGAGAGAGAGAGAGAUGGCGGAAAAGAUACGACCAGGAGUGGUAGCGGGGUUGUUGGCCGGGAAGUCGGAGAGUUCAUCGGAAGAUGGGAAGGAAGGACAUGUGGUCCAGGUUCUAGAGAUAAAACAGUCGGGAUCGUUCGGUAGCGUGCAGAGGUACAUGGCUCAAGUGAACGAUGGAGUGACGAGUGUGAGGGCGAUGCUCCCGUCGACUCUGUCGAGCGAGAUCUCUAGCAAGAAGUUGGAGGACACUGGAUUGAUUAGGAUCAAGGACUUCACGGUAAAUGAGGUGAAUGGUGCAAAGGUGGUCAUGGUGAUUUCCUGCGAGGUGGUGUUGCAAUCGCUUGGGAAGAAAUUCGAGAAGGUGGUUAGCGGAAGCAACAACAUCAGCGUUGGCAACGGUAGCAGCAGCCUCUCGGAGGACAGCUCAAGGUCUAGAGUCGGCGGCGGCGGCGGCGGCGGCGGAGAGGAUCAUGCUGAGAAGAAGAGGAGGUUGUCGGAAACUACGAGCGAACCGAGGUCGGCGUCGAAGAUUGCUAUGGAUCAAAGCAGGGGCUCGACUACACCAAGAACAGGGGCAGGCCGCCGAGUAUACCCAGUCGAUUCGUUGAAUCCAUACCAAGGUCAUUGGACGAUCAAGGUUCAAGUUACGAGCAAGGAAGCCAUGAGGACAUACCGCAAUGCAAGAGGCAGCGGGAACCUCUUCAGCGUGUUGUUUGCGGACGAGGAGGGGACUCAGAUCCAGGCGACAAUGUUCAACGAAGCUGCCGAGAAGUUCUUCCCGAUCCUGCAAGUCGGUAAGGUGUACUACGUAUCUAAAGGCUCAUUGCGGGCGUCGGACAAGAGGUAUCGUUCCGUAAACAACGACUACGAGAUGACGCUGAACGUCUCGUCCGUGGUAGAAGAAGUGGGCGAGGAAGAAGGGGGAAAGAUGCUGAAGGGCGUUCGCACGAUGAAGUACAAAUUUGUCAAGAUCGAUGGGCUUGGCGCUUACGUAGGUUCAAGGGAGCUCGUGGACGUGGUUGGCAUCGUGCAGUCGGUGAGCGAGGUGAUGGGGAUUCGGAGGAAGGCCGACAACGAAGAGCUGUCGAAGCGCGAGGUAACGCUGGUUGAUCAGAGCUGUAAGACCGUCGUCGUGACGUUGUGGGGCGCGCUGGCCACCGAAGUAGGGAAAGACUUGCAAGAGCGCGCAGCGGCCGCCGCCGAUGCCGCGGACGCGCCGGUGCUGGCGGUGAAGGCGCUUCGCGUGGGAGGAUUCCAGGGCGUCUCCCUCUCGACUGUCAACCAUUCAAAUCUGCAGAUCGACCCCGAGGGUGUGGACUUGGAAGAGGCGAGAGCUCUCCGUGAUUGGUGGAGGGAUGGCGGGGGAAAAGACAUGCCCAAGACCUCUGCCGGAGCCGGGUUGAUUGCCAGCGGGACUGGGCGUGGAGGCAUGAGUAAUGAGCGCUCCAACUUGGCCAACAUCACCAGGGAGAAUGUCGGCAUGGAGAAGAGUGAGUUCUUCGAUGUCAGAGCAUGUCUGAGCCUGAUUAAGCCUGAUCAGAAUAUGUGGUACAAUGCCUGCCCGUCGUGCAACCGAAAGGUCACGGGCGAUGGAGGCUCUUCUGGGAAGUACUGGUGCGAGCAGUGUCAGAAGUCAUAUAGUUCGCCGUCGAAGAGGUACGUGCUGGUCGCUAGCGCCGUCGACUCCUACGCAGAGGCGAAAGUCCUUCAAGUGUUCAACGACCAGGCGGAGCAGAUGAUCGGUAUGUCGGCCGACCAGCUGGCAGAGCUUCGGGAAGAAUCCGAGGGGUCGGCGGAUGCCUCGAAGACUAAGUACGCCCGGACGCUUAUCGCCGCCUGCUGGAAGCCGAUGAUAAUGACCAUCAGUGUGGCGUAUUCAGACUACAACGACACUAAAAGACAGAGACUGGUUUUGAGACGAAUCGCGCCAGUCAACUACGUGGACGAGUGCAGGCUCAUGCUCGCAGAGAUUAACAAGCACCUUUCUGGCCAUUGAUCACCUCCUUCUUUGUUUAUUUCCUUUCGUGUUUUUUUAGUUCUUCAACGGCAUGAAAUGCAAAUUUAAUCAGCGCGGGAAGGAAAGACCGCUUUGUUGGUUUUCCCUCUCUUUUUUUCUUUCCGCCCCCAUUGGGCUUGUCCUCUCCCGCCACUUUUUGGAGCAGAAAAGUGGUGCGAAUGGACUUCGCUUCUUCCUUCGCUCAAUCUUGUUAUUGAUUCCGAUCGCUUUCUUGUUCCUUCCUUCGAUUUCUCUGAGUAAGUACUCCAUUCUCUACGGAUCUGUUUGCCCUCCUCCUCUCGCACCCUUUCUUCUGCCAUUGUUUUAUUUCCUUAUUUCAUAUCAUAUGCUUGGAUGAAAGGUCGUGGGCGCGACCGGGAAGAGCUGCGGAUUGUGCGCCUUUCCUGCUCCGCGAUCGAGACCACGGAGAUUUAUUGUCUGAAAAAGGGAAACUAACGGAGAGCAGGGAGACCAACUUUGGAGUGCAUGUGCAGCAGCAGGUACUGACCGCCAAAUGCUCUGCUCUCCUUUUGGAGGGCUGUGGUUCAAAUCUAAAAGGCGCAUGCCACAAUCGUCUUGCUGUGAGUCGUGCAUCGUAGAUUGUGACGAGAAAGACUGGGAGGGGCAAUGGGCCUGGCUCUCGAGUGUCUGAGGAGAACGGUUUCAUGUAGGUCGUGCAUCGUAGAUUGUGACGAGAAAUACUCUUUUGUCUGAAAUAGUUGGUUCUCCAUCGAUUACGACGUGUCUGCAUGCCAGUUCCUGUGGUCGGGUAGCAUCUCCUGCAUGCUGGGAGGAUGCGCUUGUGUGAUUAGCUUUGGCUUGUGCGCUACAAUGCCUUAGGUGUUAUAAUUUCCGCCGAGGGAGGGGGGGAGGGAAUAAGCCGGGCCUUGUGAGGCCUGUAAGCCGCAUCUUGCGCUCUUUCCUCUUCAUCCCCGUCGAUUUUCGUGUAUUUCUUUGCUUUUUUUCUCUUUUCAACUCGGGAGUGAUUUAUCAUGGGGUGUAGGGUCUUAGUUUUUCUUGACCUCCUUUUUCAUUCCCCGUUGUUUGUCGUCAAGGAUGCCCAGGCGCGCGUCUAUCUUCUUCGCCUCGCAUCUCGCGCACUACUUCGGACGGUUCCUCCACCGUAACAGCUUCCGACUUGGUCGCGGUGGACGAGAGGAGUUUUACAGUAGACGUCAAGGCUGUUUGCGCUUGACAGACCUUUCUUUGAAUUACCCCUGCGAAACAGCGCGGUUUCAGGGAGUCGUUACGUUGAACAUUGUCGAUGUUUCCCUUUUUUUUUUUUUUUUUAAUACCGUUGGUGGUUGCGAACUCUAGGCUUUUCUUUCUUGUAAUAUGGAACUUCCUUUUUGAGCGCGGAUUGACAUGGAGUCUUGAUUCGUUCAUGGGAGGAGAGUUGUGCGGGCUCAUGCUGACAUGGAGUCUUGAUUCGUUCAUGGGAGGAGAGAGUUGUGCGGGCUCAUGCACUCGCGUGCGCAUGGGCAAACCAAGCACACGAACAGGCACUGAUUCAGAGAGAGAGAGAGAGAGAGAGAGAGAGAGAGAGAGAGAGAGAGAGAGAGAGAGAGAGAGAAAGAAGCUCUUUUUGUGGAGGGAGUGUGAUUCCGUGAGCACGAGUGUUCUUGUUGUAAAUGGUGGCCUUCUGGUUUUGGGUGUUCGUUGUUAUAAAUUGUUAUAAUUUGAGAAUU
Messenger RNA from Chara braunii, 3925 nucleotides. NCBI's taxonomy places the organism in Eukaryota, Viridiplantae, Streptophyta, Charophyceae, Charales, Characeae. The record is from the annotation of a GenBank genome assembly.